AUGUCAUUUGACUACCCUUUCAGCGGCAUACCGGUACUUGAUCGGGUCAAGAGGUAUGAGGAGCAGUUUGAUAAGACAAUACACGCGCUUCAGGGCGCUGUGCACGCCGAUCGAAGCGCUUCGCCGUCGCGACCGCCGCACCGGCUGCGUAAAGUCACAGGAGUUCUCAAACUCAACACAACAGCGCUAUAUCUUGAUCGUGACGAUUCGACGGAUCAGCAACCGUCACAUGUCAACCAAGACCAGUAUGCGACACAUUCCACCGAGGAUCACCCAGACUACGCGGAGGGCGUCACUCUCCCCAAGAGAAGGUUUUCAGUCUUCAAAAAGAGAAAGUCGACCAUUAGCGAGAGCAUAAAGAAAGACUCGAUUGGUGACUCGCCCAAGUCGUCGACAGACUUGAGUAGUCCUCUGGAGAAAGAAAUCGAUGCGAAGAAGCCACGCUUCAGAUGGCUGAAGCGAAUGGCCAGCAAUUGUCCUCGCAACAGGCUUCGCAAAUUGCCGCCAUCGAAAUCGAAAGCUUCGCUGGAAGAGAACAACAAGGAGAACAGAAGAGGUGACCGGGGUACGCGCAAAAGGCUUGGAGUCAUCGGUGUUCGCUUCAAGAAGUGGAAGCAGAGUCUUGGCGCUGCUGUGGCGCGAGAGAAUGAAGGCGCUCAAAAAAGUUUCCGUGUCAUAACCAGCCCAGAUGGUUCUUUAAAGUCGGUGAAAGAAGUUGUUAUUGACGACGAUGUGAUUUUCAACCUUAGCGCAGAGCGCGAUGCGAGGGCCAGAGCGUUGGCACAGAAGUGGCUAGACGCAAGGGCAGCAAAGUCGGCAACACAGGACGAGACGGAUGGACAUACCGAGCGGGGCUUUAUCGAUACCAGACGAGGCGACGUUGAAGAUGCACAACCCGUGUUGACGGCCGUGGAGAAGGUCCAGCUUGAAGCCGAGAUACAGCGCGCUGGAGUUCAUGCGGAGCGCAAAUCACGAUUCCACGAGCAUCUUACCGAUACAGAAUCACCGAGGGCUCAGACCAACUAUCGUGAGAAACUUGCUGUGGUCCAUCCUGACUAUUCGACCGAGGACACGAGCUAUGUUGGACAGCAAGAUCAAGAUGAGAUUGACAAUAUCGAUCGACGAAGAAGCGAUGACUGGGCUGGUAUUCGUGAGAGGGCUGCGAGCAAUUUGCAGGAGACAAUUGAAUUGCAGACGACGAGAGGUAUGCCAGAUCGCUGCCAACUUAAACGAACCCGCACCAUCAAUCAUGGUCAGCGCCCACACCUGUUGUCGCCGAUUCCCGAGGUAGCAUCUCCAAUUCCGGACCAGGAUCGCAGCACUUCAGCCAUCAGUGAUCGCGCCAGUGCUAGCGAGUCUCCCGGGUCGAGAAGAGAUCAACCCAGCCCGGUCAUCAGCGACAGUGCCAGCGCCAGCGACUACGUCUCGUGCCUGAGCUCCAGUUCCACCUCCACAACAGAGCAAUCUACCAUACAAGAAGAAACCGAGGUCGAAAUCGGGAUCGCGAGAAGCCAGUCCUUCACCAGACUUCUCGAGCCGAACAUCAAAAGCGUCAAGAUCACACGCGCCAAGGAUAAGGGCCGUGAAGAACGAGUCGACACACCAAUGACAACACCAAAUGGUGCGCCAAUCCUCCCAGACUUCCAGAAAGAUCACAUCCCAUGGUGGGAAGCAGGACCUGCGGAGCCGAAGGUUGUGAUGCCGAAGUUCGCGUGUGGGCCGAGUGUUGCGAGGAAUACGCCUUCACCUCCCAAGCGUAAAGAGUCGAGAGUGAACUCGACGCCCUCGCCGACAGGUGAGAUGAGUAGGCCAAGGGCUCCGACUCCAGAGACAGGCGUGCUGUUUCGGGGUGUGAUGACUGCGAGGCCGGCUGGGCCGAGACUUAUGAGGUCGAAGGAAAAGAGGCAGAGUAUUGGGAGCCCGGGGAUUGCGGCGAAUCUGGAGUGUAAGUUUCAGUAUGAGGAUGAGAAUACGACGGGGUCCGGGCCGUCGAGAAAGAGAGCGAAGAGUGUGUCGGAGCAGGCGGUUGGGGUGCACUUACCUGUGCAAGAGCCGGUUGAUAUACCGCAUGAAGAGCUUCUGAGGAUUGUGGGUGAAGGACAGGGUCUGUGA
Fulvia fulva is the source of this 2112-nucleotide messenger RNA. RefSeq lists its product as uncharacterized. The transcript is spliced from 3 exons. NCBI's taxonomy places the organism in Eukaryota, Fungi, Ascomycota, Dothideomycetes, Mycosphaerellales, Mycosphaerellaceae. The record is from RefSeq and is a predicted model, not a curated record. Bases 1 to 2112 code for a protein of 703 amino acids.